Molecule: messenger RNA, 7859 nt
Organism: Dromaius novaehollandiae (emu)
Lineage: Eukaryota; Metazoa; Chordata; Aves; Casuariiformes; Dromaiidae
Gene: RPS6KA6
Product: ribosomal protein S6 kinase A6
Exons: 20
Coding region: 621-2552 (643 amino acids)
Biological process (GO): intracellular signal transduction; peptidyl-serine phosphorylation
Molecular function (GO): magnesium ion binding; protein serine/threonine kinase activity; ATP binding
Source: RefSeq, a predicted model, not a curated record
CUUAAUUUCUAUUGUAUAUAUGUAAAUAAAUCUAGUACUAAUGAAAAUCUGAAUAAAAAUAAGAUCAGAGAGACUAUUUCAAAUAACUCUUGGCAUUCUCUUGACUUGUCAAUAUUAACUGCAAACCCCUUUUUCAUAAUAAUUGCUAUUCUAAUAACAAUUCAGAAACAGAAACACAUACCAAAAGUUUUGUAAAGUGAGAGCGGUAGCAUUUAGAAUAUUAGUCAGUGGAGAUGCAUGUGUUCAUACUGCAUUAUUCUCUCUAAUGCUAUGCUUCUCUUAGUGUCAAAUCAUAUACUGAAUGUCUUUAAAAUUCUUCUGGAAAGAAAAGAGUAGGAAAACCUGUUGGGGUUGCUGUUCCGGAGGGGAAGGGUACUCUGCCCUUAAAUGGAGAGGUUUCCUUGCCCUUGUCUCGCCACUCUUACAGAAUUCACUAGUAUAACCUGUUGCGUGUUUGAGACUCUGGCCCUAAACCUCAAAAGUCUGUUAGUAUGAGUGGUAACAGCCUUGGGCUGACUUGUCCUGCUGUUGUCUUUAUCCAAGAAAAUAAUAUAAAAAACACAUGAUAUGUCUUCCUUGUAAGGAAAAUAAUUGGUCCUGAUGCUGGGCAACUUUAUGCAAUGAAAGUUUUGAAAAAAGCUUCUUUAAAAGUUCGAGAUAGAGUUCGUACAAAAAUGGAGAGAGAUAUAUUAGUAGAAGUAAAUCAUCCCUUUAUCGUCAAACUGCACUAUGCCUUUCAGACUGAAGGGAAGCUAUAUUUAAUAUUGGAUUUUCUCAGGGGAGGAGAUGUAUUCACACGAUUAUCCAAAGAGGUUAUGUUUACAGAGGAAGAUGUGAAAUUCUACCUCGCAGAACUGGCCCUUGCUUUGGAUCAUCUUCACAGCUUGGGAAUUGUAUACAGGGACCUGAAGCCAGAAAACAUUUUGCUUGAUGAAGCAGGACAUAUCAAGUUAACAGACUUUGGACUCAGCAAAGAAUCGGUAGAUCAAGAAAAGAAGGCCUAUUCUUUCUGCGGUACGGUAGAAUACAUGGCACCUGAAGUAGUAAACAGGCGAGGCCACAACCAGAGUGCCGAUUGGUGGUCCUUUGGUGUGCUCAUGUUUGAAAUGCUUACUGGUACACUACCAUUUCAAGGUAAAGAUCGAAAUGAAACUAUGAAUAUGAUACUGAAAGCAAAGCUUGGAAUGCCUCAGUUCCUUAGCCCUGAGGCACAAAGUCUUCUGAGGAUGUUGUUUAAAAGGAACCCAUCAAAUAGAUUAGGCGCUGGUUCAGAUGGAGUUGAAGAAAUCAAGAGACAUCCUUUUUUUUCUACUGUUGACUGGAAUAAACUAUUCAGAAGAGAAAUUCAACCUCCAUUUAAACCUGCUUCUGGAAAACCAGAAGAUACCUUUUGUUUCGAUCCAGAAUUCACAGCAAAAACACCAAAAGAUUCUCCAGGAGUCCCACCUAGUGCAAAUGCACAUCAGCUCUUCAAAGGAUUUAGUUUUGUUGCAACUACUACUGUAGAAGAUCAUAAAAUCUCACCACUCACCAAUAUACUGCCAAUAGUACAGCAACUUCAUGGAAACAGUGCACAGUUUACUGAUGUAUAUGAACUGAAAGAAGACAUCGGUGUUGGUUCCUACUCUGUUUGCAAGCGAUGUAUACACAUAGCUACAAAUAUGGAGUUUGCUGUAAAGAUAAUUGAUAAAAGUAAGAGGGAUCCCUCUGAAGAAAUUGAGAUUUUGAUGCGUUAUGGACAACAUCCAAAUAUUAUUACUUUAAAAGAUGUGUAUGAUGAUGGUAGGUUCAUAUACCUUGUCACUGAAUUGAUGAAAGGAGGAGAGCUGCUGGAUCGAAUUCUCAGACAGAAGUUUUUCUCGGAAAGAGAGGCUAGUGCUGUAUUAUAUACUAUAACUAAGACUGUGGACUACCUGCACUGCCAAGGAGUAGUGCAUCGAGACCUUAAGCCUAGUAAUAUUUUGUACACGGAUGAUUCAAAUAAUGCUGAUUCUAUCAGGAUUUGUGAUUUUGGAUUUGCAAAACAGCUUCGAGGAGAAAAUGGACUACUUCUGACUCCUUGCUACACUGCAAACUUUGUGGCGCCAGAGGUUCUCAUGCGACAGGGAUAUGAUGCUGCUUGCGACAUAUGGAGCUUGGGUGUUCUUCUUUACACAAUGUUGGCAGGCUAUACUCCAUUUGCCAAUGGUCCUAAUGAUACUCCUGAGGAGAUUCUGGUACGGAUAGGCAGUGGAAAAUUCUCUUUAAGUGGAGGCAACUGGGAUACUGUUUCAGAUGCAGCAAAGGACUUGUUAUCCCAUAUGCUUCAUGUAGAUCCCCAUCAGAGGUAUACAGCAGAGCAAGUAUUAAAACAUUCAUGGAUAGCCUGUAGGGAUCAGUUGCCGCAUUAUCAGCUAAACAGGCAAGAUGCACCGCAUCUAGUAAAGGGAGCCAUGGCUGCCACAUAUUCUGCACUGAAUCACAAGACAUUUCAGCCAGUGUUAGAGCCUGUUGCAGCCUCGAGUUUAGCUCAGCGACGGAGCAUGAAAAAGCUAACAUCAACAGACUUAUAGAUCCACUGGGACACCUUAGCAAACAGAAGCAAGGGAAAAAUCCAAUAAGUGGCUCUAUUUUGCCUGACCUGUGAUCAAGAGGCAUCUACGGUUUCCUGCUACACUACUUGAAUUCUGUAAAAGUCCUUUUUUUAAAAAGAAAAAAAAAUCCACAGGUUCAUACUGUGUUGUUUUACAGGCCGUAUCUGUUAAAUUAAUUUAACCAUCAGGUACAUCAUAAUGAAUUUCUCUACACUGUCCUUUGAGAUCUGUUGCAAAUAUUAUUUCUCAUUCUGUGUAGUUCUGCUGGGUUCAUAAAAAUGGGGACCGUUGCCAAUGACCAAGUUGUACAUAAAAAAGUGUCAGUGUAAGUUUUUUUUUUUUUCUUUACACCGUUAGACCCUACUGUGAAGGACAAAUUCUUUAUUUUGUAAUUGGGCACUUAAUUCAUUCAACUUAAAUCAUUUAACUUGUUCAUUACUAUUAUGAAAAGCUGACCAAUGUAUUGUGCCAGUGUUAAAUGCAUUAGUGCUAAUUUGGGAGGUCUGUGUUUGCAUGGUGCCAAUAACUGAUAAGUUUAUGUGAAAAUAUAAACAAAAAGGAUGUGUAAUUUUUUGCACUUUACCCAUAAACUUAAUUUAAUCACUUGUGGCCCAGAGGAAAUACUAGUUAACAAAUGGUCUCAUAUAAGAUGAACGUUUCUAGUGGUUAUCAUGAACGGUACUGUGUUCUGCACUGAACUGGAGAAAGUAGGUAUGUGUGUAAAUUGUCAAAAUUAAGGAUCUAAAUAAUAUUGAUAUCACUUCAAGACGACACCGUGCAACCCAGUAUGUUUUGUUAAUAAUAUUGCCUGUCCAUUUGUACGAUGACUAUGUUACUGCUGCCUUGGCAGUCAUUUCUACUGACUAUAUCCAAUAUUAAUUCUGGUCGUCAUAUGAGGCAAGCUGACACUUUAUUAUAGCAAACUUGGCACGUGUGGAUUUUAUUUUUUAUUUAUUUGAUUUUUAUGGAACGUUGCUUCUAUCAGAAUUUCUAGCCGCAUGUACAAAUAUUACAGAACAUAAAUACAAAAUCCUAUAUGCCUAACUGUAGGGGUAGCUUGGGAAAAUAAAUAAGACUUGCAGUGUGCCCAGUUAAGGGAAUUCUGACCAGAGAGAUUUCAGUUCUGCACAAGUUACUGAAAAUAUCCUGUUGCCAGCACUCACUCACUCUCUCUGUCUUGGUGUUAGGGCUUUAGCUGUUCUUAAAUGCUGUGUUAGAGAGAAAGCGAAUCUCAGGGCCGGAAUCAUCGUGAGGUUUUCUGACUCAAAACCAGUGGUGACUUGCAUCUGCUAGUAGACUGGGAACUAGUGCAUUCAGAGACAAUGAGCUUAAAAUAAAGCAUUUUCACAGUUUUUAGACAUUACUGUACAAUUGUACUGAUAUAGUAGGAUGAUGCACAUUUAAAAUAUUAGGAAGUAUAUUAGUGACCAACAGUUAGAUUGUGAACAGUUAGAGAAUCCAAGUGACCAAAAAUCAAAUGUAGUUCAGAUUGAUCUGAUUCAUUAUUGAAUUUCAGUCCCAAAUCCCUUUUGUAGUCAAUCAUAAGAAAUCUGUAAUGGUAUAACUUUGCAUUUUAAGACAGAAAAAAUAAAGCUUUCGGGAGAAUUCUGGCCUAACUACCAAGAGCAGCAACAAACUCGGAUCUUAAAAUGCAGAGGAUGCUGGCAGGCUUUUGCUUAUACCUGUGAAGUACUUGAUGGCAUUGGACUAUUAGAUAAGCUGCUUUCUUUUAUUGUGGUGAGGGAAGAUGGAAAUUAUCUGGCCAAAUAGUUAGGUAUGGAUAUAUGUAGAUUGAGACUUAAUAUAGCAAACGUAGGUGUGCUAUUUGUAUCAUGCAGAACAUACCCCAUACUAAAUUUCUUGAGUGUUCGAUAGAUGUUGGAAGCUUUAGGGGCCAUUUUGUGCCUAAUUUUGAGGUGCCUGUUUGAAAUGCUUGAAAGUUAUCAAAGAACACAGCUGCUACAUAGAAAGCUUAUUGUUCAGUCUGAAAUCUGCCUCUUAUGUAGUUGGUUCAUCCUUCUCUUCAUUACUAGAGACCUUUGUGUGCAAGAAUGUGUGUAAACCUCUUAUCGGCAGCCUAUCAGUAUAAUUUUGUUUGUAAGUUUAUAAAUGCCAAAAGAAUUUGAAUCCCCUCCAAGAAAAAGCAGAAAUGGUGAAAAUAGAGCCCUUGGUCAAGGUAUAACGUAGGUUGAAACGUUAGGAAGAAAGAAAUGGGUUGGAGGUAGGGGUAAUGCAAGGAGUAGGACACAACUAAAAUGUCAAACUUGAGUUGUCUUCAGCUUUCCCAUAUGGUAGCAGCUGGUCUUUAAUGGCUUUAUUCAUGAAUCAUUUAACAGUGUUUACACUGGUAUUUUCUUUUAGCUUGCUCGGAAGCACCACGUUAUAAGCACCUUAGAAGCAUUUUGCACAAAAGCAGUUGUAAGCAGCUGAAGAUAAUAAGUUCUUCUCAGUGUGCAAAACAGAGGUGGUAAGAGGAAAAAUGCACAGACAGGAUGGAUGUUCUGAUUGUUAGCACAGAAUUCAAAACAUCUUCUGUAAAGUUAUCCCUGCUGGUUUUUAUCUCAUUACUAGCCUCUAGUGUAAGUGGUACUCUUGGAACAAAAGUAAGGUUUUGGUCACUGCAACAUUACAAAGUUUUGUCCUAUCACGAGGAAAACACGUGGUCAAACAUCUUUGUCUGAACAGAUCAGUGUACCUGGUAUGCCAAUCUUAAUGCUUAGUCUUGGGGGAAAGGUUCAUUUGCUGUAAGUAUUUCAGCAUGUCAGUCUUGGAAUCUUUUGGAUAUACAGGAAUACAGAAGAGGUCUGCCAUCAUUUACAGGCUACUGUUACUAUAGUGUUUAACAAUCUUCUCAUUCAUAUUUUGGAAUUCCAUGCAUAUUUUCCAUCUUUUUAUUUUUCAAAGAUAGAUUUUGUUCAAUCAAGUAAUUAAAAGUAGAAUGAUCUGCUCCUGAGUGAUCAGUUAAGCACUUGAAAUGGAAUUACAUUUAUUUGAAUGUGCUCUUGGCUGGAGCAAAAGGUUAGUGUAAUUUUGUUUCAUUUUGUUACGGUCUCUGCACAGUUAAAGAUUCCAAACUAGUUACCACCUUAGUAUUAUACUAACUUUAAGAAUGAAAUUUUUAGAGAGUUGCGAAGAAAUUGGGAAGGCAUGCUCCUUAUUUAGAGGAGUUGCCAGAGAACUAAUUACUAUCUUAAAGGAUUUAAUGUUUUGGAUAUGGCCUCUACUACUGCCAGCAAAAUGGCUUCUCUUCUGAUUAAUUUUGGUGAUGUCUAUUGCAAAUCAGUGCUAGUUUUAGAGUUCACAAAGAGCCUGAUACAGUCCUCACUACAGUAAGGUGAUUCCCAUGCAUAUCAACUGUGGCUGGAGCAGGCAGCUGACAUUUUUGAUCAUUUCACCCUGUGGAUACUACAGUUAUGUUCAAAUAAUCUUUUUUUUCAGUAAAAAAUUAAGAACUCUAUUGUAUUCCUGUAUUAUAUUCAAAAGCUAUGUAUGCAGUGGCAUCAACAACAGCCAGUGGUGCUUAAUGAGGAGUGUCUGUAUCAGAGAGCAUUAGCAUGGGUGGGGUGAUUUAAGCCACUGUUUUGUGGCUUUUGCGGUCUGAACGCUGUUGUCGGUAGUUGUGUAUUUUUUUCAUUAUGCUUGAAAGUAGUAAAUUCUUUUUGACCACACUAAGACGCUAAGGUGUAGGUGGUCUAAGCAUCCUGUCUAACUGAGGCCUGUGUUGUAUGGCUUAAAUGUUCGCUUGCAUUUAGAGAAAGCAUCCAAAGCCUCACGCAGGUCAGUUGUGUCAAAUUGUCUUCCAUGUUUUAAUUAUUUUCCAAAGCUUAAACUUUAUACAUGUGUUGAAGAAACUGAUCAAAAUAUCAAAAAGUCAAAAAUAUUUCUGGCCAAUUUUAACCAUUGGAAAUUGCUUGCAGUAUACUUAUAAACAGGUUGUUUGCAAUGACAGAUUGCUACAUCUAGUACUCUUCUCUCUGUCCUCAAAUGUUGCAAUGAAAAGUGAAGAUAGCUUGCAAGGGUGGAGUUUGAAUGAAUUACAGAAUACCACAAUAAUUAUCCAGAUUUGUAUCAAUGGAAUUAGGCUAAGACAUCACUGCAGAUAUGGAGUUUUAUGUACUUCUGUAGCACUUAAGUUUUUUCAGUCCUAUCCAGAAUUAAAAGUUUGCAAAUAUUUGUGCCAGGGAAAGGAGGAUGGAAGGAACAGAUUUUUUCUAAAGUUUUCAGAAGGCGUCUUAAGCCAUUAGGUAGGAUAAAGUCCUUAUGUAAUGCUGUGGGAGCACUCUCUAUUAAAAAAAAAAAAAAAAAAAAAAAAAAAAAAAGUUGAUCCUUGAAAAUUUAUUCAAAAAUGUUCUUGAGUAUAUAUUGAUAUCUAUUGGUAACAUGCAUGUGCUAUCAUUGGUAAUGUUCCAUCCUUCUGCAUUAACGCCUCUUCAGUUAAGUACACUCUGAAUCCUGUUUGUCCUUAUUUCAGUGUAUUUUCUUCCAAAUGUUUACUCCCCCAAACUAUUCUCUUGUUAAUUUUGAUAAACCUGCAUUUUCCUUUGGGACUGGAAGGAUGAAUACAAAUUAAGAAAAAAGCCUGUGUGCAGCUAAAGCUGAGUUGAACGUUUCGGUAACUUACCUAACUAGAAAUCCCCCCAGAUUAAUCAAUUACUGGUUUCCUUGAGGUUUUCGUAUUCCCUAAAUAUGAACAGGUUUUUUCAUAAAAAUUCUAGUUUUGAAAGCUUUAGAGGAUCUUUAUAUUCUAAUUGGUUAUGUCUCUUAAUAAUUAAGAUUUGGGAAAUAACUUAUUACCAGUAGGGGGGUUGAAUAAUUAACAUUGAAUCCUGGUUUGUUUGGGAGUGUGUGUAUGUGUGUGCGUGAACUGAAAAGAUGCUGAAGGUGGAUCUCCUUUGCAGGACAAAGUGUUCCUGUUUUGUGUUUUUCGCAUUAGGUUUAUGAGCAGCAUUUGCUAAGUAAUUGCAUUGUCGUAAUAUCCCAAGCACUUUGGCAUUCUUGCACUGAUACUCUGAUUAAAGCUAAAACUAUUCUGGCACAUGACUGGCUAUAAAUCUCGAUAUAUGAAAGGGCAUUAAUUGAAAACAGUGUGCAAUGAAUUACAUGCUCUCUGAGGUACUUCAAAGACAAAACUAUACAAAAGGUCCCCGUUAACAGAUAUUGUAACUGUCAUUUCUUUCUCUAAGCAUAUUGUGGAUUUUGUAUCAUAUUGUAUUUAUUUCAUUAAUUUUAAAAAAAUGUUUUCUUUAAAGCUCUGUAUAUAUUGACAUUAAAGUUUGCAUUGUACUA